UCACUGACUUUGCAUCAGCAGGUUUUUCUAUUCUGUGCACAUCGCUAGCUAGCAAGAUGGGCAAUGUCUACAGAAGAAUUCCCUCUUUGUUUUUUGUGUUCUUGACGCUAUUGGCUACGAGGGGUUUUGGCACCUCAACCUGUCAGUUUAGCAAGCCAGCAAUUGGAGACUGAACGGGCCGUCACCACCCCGGACAACGAAAUAACACGGAACCACUAUGGGCUCCAAACGAAGGAGAGCCACUUCUCCUUCAAGCAGCGUGAGUGGCGGGGACUUCGAUGAUGGUCAAACCACAUCAAUGCCUUCAACCAGUCGCAAGAGAAGACGAACAUCAAAUAUCCCCACUGUUGAUCCUAUUGCAGUGUGCCAUGAACUCUACAACACUAUUAGGGAUUACAAAGAUGACCAGGGCAGAAUGCUUUGUGAACUGUUUAUUCGCGCACCAAAAAGAAGGAACCAGCCCGAUUACUAUGAUGUGGUGUCCCAACCAAUUGACAUGAUGAAAAUCCAGCAGAAGCUGAAAAUGGAAGAGUAUGACGAUGUGGAGCAGCUCACUAACGACUUUCAGCUCUUAUUCAAUAAUGCCAAGGCUUAUUACAAGCCUGACACCCCAGAGUACAGGGCAGCCUGCAAACUGUGGGACCUGUAUACCCGCACCAAGAAUGAGUUUGUGCAGAGGGGAGACUACGAUGAGGAAGAUGAGGAUGGCGACGAUCCUCAAGAACUCCCAGGAGUCUCCAAUGAGGAAGAGUCUGCACCCACCUGUCUGAAGGAUGUCCUUGAGCAGCUUCUCGAUGCUGUGGUGUCUUACACAGAACCCUCUGGAAGACUGGUCAGUGAGCUCUUCCAGAGGUUGCCUUCAAAAGUGCAAUACCCAGAUUACUAUGAGAUUAUUAAGGAUCCAAUUGAUCUGAAGACCAUUGCUCAAAGGAUACAGAUGGGCUUCUACAGAAGUCCUCAUGCUAUGUCAAAGGACAUAGAUCUCUUGGUAAAAAAUGCCAAGACAUAUAAUGAACCUGGAUCACAGGUUUUCAAGGAUGCCAACACUCUCAAGAAGGUUUUUGCCCAAAGAAGGGCAGAACUUGAGCAUGCUGAGCCCGUUAAGUCCAGUAUACGAAUAAGGAACAGACGAUCAGCUCAAGGAGACCGUCUCUCAGCCAUAACCAUGGCACUGCAGUAUGGCUCGGAGGGUGAGGAGGACGCCAUCCUCGCUGGAUCAGUCCACUAUGACGAGGGUGAGUCGGAGGCUGAGAGCAUACACUUCAGCAUGGACGUAAGCAACCCCAUCUUCCAGCUAUACGAGGCGGUGCGUGGGGCCAGGAACAACCAGGGCCAGCUCCUCGCCGAGCCCUUCUUUCAGCUGCCGUCCAGGAAGGACUACCCCGAUUACUACCAGCAGAUUGUCCAGCCCAUCUCCUUCCAGCAGAUUCGAAUCAAAAUGAAAAACAACGAAUAUGAGAGCAUUGAGCACACAGAGGCUGAUCUCAUGAUGAUGUUUGAGAAUGCCAAGCGUUACAACGUCCCCCACUCUCACAUCUACAAGAGAGCCCUGAAGCUGCAACACAUCCUGCAGCUGAAAAGAAAGGAGCUUUUGAGAAGUGGGGACGAGGACAGGGACAGCAUGCUCUCUUCCACCAUGUCCGAUGGCAGCACCGCCAAGAGGAAGAGCCACAAGAAGAACACUAAGAAGAACCGCAUGAAGGUGCUGUUCGCUACGCUGACAGAGGCGCGAGAGAUGAACACCGGCCGCAGACUUUGUGACCUGUUCAUGGUCAAGCCCUCCAAGAAGGACUACCCGGACUACUACAAGAUCAUCCUGGAGCCUAUGGACCUUCGCACCAUUGACCACAACAUCCGCGCAGACAAGUACAUGAGCGAGGAGUCCAUGAUGGAGGACAUGCGGCUCAUGUUCCGCAACGCCAGACACUACAAUGAGGAGGGAUCCCAGCAUGGGCCUAUUGGACACAGGCCCAGGGGCCCUAAAAACCCAAACCAAGUCUAUAAUGAUGCCAACGUCCUGGAAAAGAUCCUGAAAGAGAAGCGGAGAGACCUGGGGCCAAUGCCUGACGAGGAUGACAUCGCUUCCCCAAAACUAAAAAUAAGGAAGAGUGGCAUCUCCCCGAAGAAAUCCAAGUACCUGACCCCGCUGCAGCAGAAGCUGAACGAGCUCUACGAAGCGGUGAAGAACUACACGGACAAGCGCGGCCGCCGUCUCAGCACCAUCUUCCUGCGCCUGCCGUCGCGUUCCGAGCUGCCCGACUACUACGUGGCCAUCAAGAAGCCUGUGGACAUGGAGAAGGUCAAGAGUCACAUGCUGGCCAACAAGUACCAGGACGUGGACGCGCUGGUGGAGGACCUGGUGCUCAUGUUCAACAACGCCUGCACGUACAACGAGCCCGAGUCGCUCAUCUACAAGGACGCCCUGGUCCUGCACAGGGUGCUCCUGGAGACGCGGCGGGACCUGGAGGGGGGCGAAGACGCCCACGUGCCCAACGUGGCCCGCCUCAUCCAGGACCUCAUCCGCAGCCUGUUCGUGUCCGUGCUCGGUCACCAGGACGACGAGGGCCGUUGCUACAGCGACUCGCUGGCGGAGAUCCCCGCCGCUGAUCCUGCCAACGCGAACAGGCCCCCGCUGAACUUUGAGAUCAUCAGGGCGAAUGUGGACAAAGCGAGCUACAAGAGGCUGGACGUGUUCCAGGAUCACAUGUUUGAGGUUCUGGAGAAGGCCCGACGCUUGCACAGGACAGAUUCUGAAAUCUUUGAGGAUGCAGUGGAGCUACAGCAGUUCUUCAUCCGCAUCCGAGACGAGCUGUGCAAGAACGGAGAGAUCCUGAUGACACCCGCUCUCAGCUACACCUCCAAACACCUCCACAGUGACGUGGAGAAGGAGAAGAAGUCGAAGCUCCCCAAGGAGAUGGAGGAGGACAAGCUCAAGCGAGAGGAAGAGAAAAAAGAGGCUGAGAAGAGCGAGGACUCAGCCGGAGGAGCCUGGCAGGGCGUGCAGCGCACCUACAGUCAGGACUGCAGCUUCAAGGACAACAUGUACCACGUGGGAGACUACGUCUACGUGGAACCGGCCGAGCAGAACCUGCAGCCUCACAUCGUCUGUAUCGAACGCCUGUGGCAGGACGACGCCGGUGAGAAAUGGCUGUAUGGCUGCUGGUUUUACAGACCUAGUGAAACCUUUCAUCUCGCUACACGGAAGUUUCUGGAGAAGGAGGUCUUUAAGAGUGACUAUUACAACAAAGUGCCUGUCAGCAAAAUACUGGGGAAAUGUGUGGUCAUGUUUGUCAAGGAAUACUUCAAACUGCAUCCAGAAGGCUUCAGGGCAGAAGAUGUCUUUGUCUGCGAGUCUCGUUACUCAGCAAAGACCAAGUCCUUCAAGAAGAUCAAAAUGUGGACCAUGCCUCUGAGCUCUGUGAAGUUUGUCCCUCGUGAUGUGCCAUUGCCAGUGGUCCGCGUUGCCUCAAUGUUUGCCCCUAAGAAUGAUGAGAAGCCCCCCGACACAGCUGAAGAUUGUAAUGAUUGUAAAACAGGGCCAUCCAUCAUAGACAAGAGUGUAGAGAGGACCGGUCAUGGUCUUGUUGUAUUGGCAUGCAAGUGGAAUCCUGCAGUGCCUGCACCAAUGGGAAUGUCUUUCUUGAUGGUACCCAGUUCAACGUGGGGGAAUUGUGAGAGAGAGGAUGUGACUAUGGACAUGGCCAACGGUGAGACCGGCUGUCAGUACUUUGAGCAACUCUGCUACAAUGACUCGUGGAUGAAAGUGGGAGACUGUGUCUACAUCCGCUCUCAUGGACUAGUGCGCCACCGAGUGGGCAGGAUUGAGCGGAUGUGGGUUCGAGAUGGAGCGGCCUACUUCUUCGGGCCGAUCUUCAUCCACCCAGAGGAGACCGAGCAUGAGCCAACUAAGAUGUUCUACAAGAAGGAGGUGUUCCUUAGCAACCUGGAGGAGUCCUGCCCAAUGACGUGCAUCACUGGAAAGUGCGCUGUGUCCUCGUUUAAGGACUACUUGUCGUGCCGCCCUACCGAAGUGCCCGAGGAGGAUGUUCUGCUCUGCGAGAGCCGCUACAUCGAGAGCGAGAAACAGAUGAAGAAGUUUAAAGGCCUCAAACGCUUCUCCUUAUCUGCCAAAGUCGUUGAGGAUGAGAUUUACUACUUUAGGAAACUGAUAGUGCCUCAGAAAGAGCCGUCUCCCCUUCUGGACAAGAAGAUUGAGGAGCUGGAGGCCAAGUUUGCUGACAUGACGGACGAGGAGCUGGAGGAUCUGGGGGAUGACGACGGAGACACGUCUGAUGCCCAGUCCAUGCCCCAGCAUCAGACACCGCUGGCCAGCGACAUGGACAUGAUGCCAUACACGCCACCUCAGUCGACUCCUAAGUCCAUAAAGGGCAUGUCUAAGAAAGAGGGCUCGAAGAGGAAGAUCAACAUGAGCGGCUACAUCCUGUUCAGCAGUGAGAUGCGAGCCGUCAUCAAGGCCCGGCACCCCGAUUUCUCCUUCGGUGAGCUGAGUCGGCUAGUGGGGACCGAGUGGAGGAACCUGGAGGCCAAAAAAAAGGCAGAGUAUGAAGAGCGGGCAGCUAAGGUGGCUGAGCAGCAGGAGCGUGAGCGGGCGGCCCAGCAGCAGAACUCCCCGAGAGCAGGUACCCCAGUUGGGGCGCAUAUGGGGGUGGUGGCGCCCCCCACCCCCUUGGGGAUGCUUAACCCCAGCAUGACCCCUGCGUCAGGCAUGAUGGGUACCUACGGGCCACCUAUGAUGCCCCAUCAGGGCCCAGACGGAAUGGUUAGUAUACCUGGCAUGCCAUCACAUCUUAUGGGUAUUCCCGUCUUACCCCAUCACCUUCCUCACGGUAUGCCUGGCUUCCCUGGCAUGCCUUACCUGGGUCUGAAUGGCAUGAACGGAAACCCUGGUGCUGGAAAUCAUUAUGGAACUCAGAUGGGGCAUGCUGGUCAAGGGCAUCACGCUCCGCCCCCUUACCCAGGACAGGGCCAGGGAGGGCAGCCUGCGAUACAGCAGCCGACCACACCCAUAUUUGUGGCCCCGCCUCCCAAACCACAGCGAAUCCUGCACUCUGAGGCAUAUUUGAAAUACAUAGAGGGACUCAAUGCAGAGUCGAGUACGGUUAGCAAGUGGGACCAAACUCUCUCAGCUCGUAGAAAAGACAUACGUCUGACCAAAGAGCAGGAGAGCCGGCUGCCAUCCCAUUGGCUGAAAAGUAAGGGCGCCCACACCACUAUGGCUGACGCCCUAUGGAGACUGCGAGACCUUAUGCUCCGGGACACGCUCAACAUCCGUCAGACAUACAACCUGCAGAACAUCUAACCAUUCCUACUCUUGUGUCCUCUUGCAGAGGGAAAAGCAUUGUAGUUUUAAUGUUGUAAUACUGUGAGUUCACUUUGUCAUGGUUUUGUAAAAUUUGUCUCAUUUAGUUGGUUGCCUUGGGUUAGUGUUCAUGCUGUUUUGUAUCUGCAUUUUAAAUGUACUGUUAUGUGUUGGGAACUGUUGUUCUGUCAACCAACAUUUUCAUAAAAUGUUCAGAGAAACCGUG
Molecule: messenger RNA, 5546 nt
Organism: Clupea harengus (Atlantic herring)
Lineage: Eukaryota; Metazoa; Chordata; Actinopteri; Clupeiformes; Clupeidae
Gene: pbrm1
Product: polybromo 1
Exons: 33
Coding region: 218-5320 (1700 amino acids)
Biological process (GO): chromatin remodeling; transcription elongation by RNA polymerase II
Cellular component (GO): SWI/SNF complex; RSC-type complex
Molecular function (GO): protein binding; chromatin binding
Source: RefSeq, a predicted model, not a curated record